Molecule: messenger RNA, 2149 nt
Organism: Nelumbo nucifera (sacred lotus)
Lineage: Eukaryota; Viridiplantae; Streptophyta; Magnoliopsida; Proteales; Nelumbonaceae
Product: protein EDS1-like
Biological process (GO): defense response; lipid metabolic process
Source: RefSeq, a predicted model, not a curated record
UUCUCGUUUCUCUCUCUCUCACUCUACUGCGUUGCAGACAGAGUUGCAGUUGUCAAGAAAAAUGGCGACGGAGGGAAAGAGCCUCGGCGAUAUUACGGAGAUGGAGGACUUGAUAAAGAGAGCUUGUCCUCUGGCCCUGAAGGCUCAUAAGGCUGCUACUGCUACCACCUACUACACUCGCAACGUACAUGCCAAAGAAGUCAUCUUUGCCUUCUCCGGUUCAUGGUCAGUCGACGAGUGGUUUGCUCCUGAGCACCCUUUUGCAGAAUCAAAGCUCGUCCUUGAGCUCUUCCCUUUUCUUAGAAGCAUCGGAAACGAUGAAACCGCCGUCGUUAACGCAUCAUUUCUCAGUCGUUUCCAAAAAGUUUUGCAGACUAAUGGGUUUCGUGACGAGGUGAAUAAAGCUUUGAGUCAGGAAAAGCAAAUUGUGUUUACCGGGCACUCGUCCGGCGGUGCCAUCGCCGUCCUUGCUACCAUCUGGGUACUAGAACAUCAUAUACGACGAAAAACUGAUCAAAACCAGAACCCAAAUCAAAACCAGAACCCAAAUCAAAACCAGAACCAUGUUCUUCCUCGAUGUGUCACCUUUGGAUCCCCCCUCGUCGGUGAUCGUGUUUUCGGGCACGCUCUCCGGCGAGAGAGGUGGUCUCACCUUUUCGUUAAUUUCGUCACGAGAUACGACAUUGUUCCUCGUCUCUUACUUGUCCCUCCUUCAUCCAUUCAACGGGAAAAGCUACAGACAAUUCUUGAUUCCAUCAAGACAGGGCCCCAAAAAAUUACUAAAGAAUCAGCAACAGAUUUCUUUAGCACUGUGAUGAGGAAUGCCUUGUGCGUCGCAAGCCAUGAUGCCUGCUCGCUCAUGGGGUGCACCGAUUUGUUGCCGGGGGCCAUAGCCGGCUUCAUUGACCUUAGUCCAUACCGACCUUCUGGAACCUAUGUCUUCUGUAUGGGCAACGGAAAACUGGUCGCCGUGAAGAAUCCAGAUGCCGUUCUGCAAUUACUCUUCUACUUCCUCCAGCUGAACCCUGCACAGGCCGUCGAUGAUGUUGCUGGGAGAAGUCUCAAGGAACAUCUGAUGUACAAGACUGAAUUGCAGGGAAGCCUGGCAAAGCCACACUUGGUCAAUCUAGAUCCUCCAAUUUCUUCAACAAAUGCUGACACAGUUCUGAAUGAUCUUGGGUUGAGCACGAAGGCAAGGCUGUGCCUCUGCGCAGCAGAAGAGUCGGAGAGGCAGAAACUAGAAAAGCAAAAGAAGAUCGAGGCUAACUGUGGAAAAAUCAAAAUAGCUCUCAGGAAGCUGAACAAUUAUCGAUCCAAAUGUGAGGUACAUAAGGUAGGCUACUACGAUUCGUUCAAACGCCAAGAAGGCGAAAAAGAUUUCUUGGCCAAUGUGAUCAGGCUCGAAUUAGCAGGGAUGUGGGAUGAGAUUAUCGAGAUGCUAAAGACGUAUGAACUGCCUGAUGACUUUGAGAUUAAGCCGGAUUGGGUUAAGCUGGGGACGGAGUUCCGACGCCUUGUGGAGCCUCUGGACAUAGCCAAUUUCUACCGGCAUUCGAAGAACGAUGACACCGGUGCGUACAUGAAACGGGCUAGGCCAAAGCGUUAUAGGUACACACAGAGAUGGCUUGAGCAUGUCGAUAGGAAGGGAACAGGAGACUAUUCCGAGUCCUGUAUCUGGGCCAAGGUAGAGGAGCUCUGCCUUGCUGCUGCUGCCGGAGGAAAACCUCCUCAAGAAGUGAAACUCAGGGUGGUGGAAUUGGAGAAAUUAAUUUCAGUUGCAGAGAAAAAUAAGCAGUUAAGUAAGGAUAUGUUCUUUGAUGAAUCUACCCUUGUCAAGUGGUGGAGAAAACAGGACCCUGAGAUCAGGUCGGUGGCUACCAUUAUUGCAGGACUCGUGGAUGGCAGAGGAAAAGAUCUUCCUUCUGCCUGUUAGAUCCGUUAAUCGUAGUACAACCAUUGUAGUCAAUUAAUGAUGUUGUUCAGGUUAAAUUCUUGUUCAGAUGGAGAGUGUCGAACUUAUGUUACUACUGUAUCACUUUAAGUCAUUGGUUUGAACCUUGAGUGUUAGAAACGAUCUCAUGAAGCCAGUGCCACUGAUAAUCUGGUAUGUAAGUUUUAAUUCUAUGUAUCAAAUGAGCUAGUUCUGAAA